Molecule: messenger RNA, 629 nt
Organism: Cyprinus carpio (common carp)
Lineage: Eukaryota; Metazoa; Chordata; Actinopteri; Cypriniformes; Cyprinidae
Product: tumor suppressor 2, mitochondrial calcium regulator b
Exons: 3
Coding region: 9-347 (112 amino acids)
Source: RefSeq, a predicted model, not a curated record
UGCAGCCCAUGAUGGGUGGCAGCGGGUCUAAAGGUAAAGGCUACUGGCCGUUCUCAGGUUCAGGUGGCGGAGAUGAACCUGCUAAAGACGGCCAAGAGCAGAGCCUGGCCCGGGUGCGGAGCAUCCGAAACGCAACGCCUUUCGUGUUUACCAGGAGGAGCUCUUUGUACUUCGACGAGGAUGGCGACCUUGCCCACGAGUUUUACGAAGAAACCGUAGUAACAAAAAAUGGCCGCAAGAAAGCCAAACUAAAACGAAUCCACAAGAAUCUCAUACCUCAGGGAAUCAUCAAGUUGGAUCACCCUUGUAUCCACGUCGAUUUUCCGGUAGUCAUCUGUGAAGUUUGAUGCCGUCGGUGACCUCUUGCGAAGAAUCCGUCCCCCUUCAUUUAACUCCCACCCGCUGGAUCCCGUACACGCUUGCUGUGUAGUGCCCCCUUGUGUUUGGGAGGGCUUGAUGCGUGUACGUGGAACCCCGGCAAACGAGCUGCAAGAUGCUCCGGCUGUGUGACUGAGAAGAGGCUGCGGUCUGACAAUGAUGUCCUGACUCUUUAUGUUUCCUCGUAAUCAUCCACAUGAAGACUAUUAUGGGCUGUACGGCCAAGACACUAAUGUGGUUUGUGUACGAGU